CACACACACACACACACACACACACACACACACACACACACACACACACACACACACACACACAGCCAUCUUGGAUCUAAGCGUGGAAAGAGAAAUUAAUGCGGUGACUAAGGCAUGUUUAGUGCCACAAGAAAGAAGUUUAUGGAGGGGCUCGAUAAUGAAUACCCAGACGACAACUUGUACUACAGCCAGCCAUCGAUUUUCACACAUCGAUCUGAGAAAGAUAUGCUGUCAUCUUCGUCUCCAUCAUCAUUGGGUCAGCUGUCACAGCUGGGCCCAAGUUUACAUGGCUCACAAAAUCAUUUAGGCUUCCCGAUGAGAGGGAUGAACAACAACGUGCAACUUAAUCGCAAUCUAGCACAAAGCACGCAGUUACCUAGUCACGUCACAGCUACCACCAGUGUCCCAACAUUGUCCCUCUAUACUCCAAGCUCGCCGAGUAGAGGAAUUUUGCCGACGAACACGAGGAACAUGAUGAAUCACUCGCAGACGGGGUCGAGCAUAUCGAUGAACGGAUGGAGCAACAGCAUGAGCAGCUCAGGCCUGGGAAGCCCGACUCACAGCUCACCCAGCACCAUCUGCAUGCCCAAGCAGCAGCAGGCCAGGCAGUCACUCACUAUUAACAGUAUGUCGGGGUUUGGAAUGGGGCGGAAUCCUGCGUUCGCUUUAAGCAAUUUAUUCUCAAGUAGCAUCUUUAAUGGAACCGACGGGAGUGAAAACGUGACCGGGCUGGACCUGUCCGAUUUUCCUGUCUUAGCCGAUAGGAGUCGAAGGGAAGGAAGUGGCAACCCGACACCACUAAUCAACCCGCUGGCUGGGAGGGCUCCAUAUGUUGGAAUGAUCACAAAGCCGACACACGAGCAGUCCCAAGACUUCUCCAUCCACAAUGAGGACUUUCCUGCACUUCCUGGACACAACUAUAAGGAUCCCACAUGUAGCAUUGAUGAUAGCAAAUCGAACUUAAACUCCUUGUGCAGUAAAAACAUCGAUGGUCUCAAGUUCCCAGGGGACAAGAGCUUAACGCAACAGAACAACAAUCAUCAGAAGAAAGGAAUUCAGGUGCUGCCUGAUGGCCAAGUGACGAACAUUCCAUCUGGCAUGGUGACAGAUCAGUUCGGGAUGAUUGGCUUGUUGAUGUUUAUUCGGGCAGCAGAGACAGACCCAGGCAUGGUUCACUUAGCGUUGGGCAGCGACUUGACCACGCUCGGCCUCAACCUUAACUCACCAGAAAACCUUUAUCCCAAGUUUGCUUCUCCUUGGUCCUCCACACCUUGUCGGCCUCAAGACAUCGACUUUCACGUUCCAUCAGAAUAUUUAACAAACAUCCAGAUAAGAGACAAGCUUGCUGCAGUAAAACUCGCACGAUACGGAGAAGACCUGCUCUUCUACCUUUACUACAUGAAUGGUGGAGACCUGCUGCAGCUUUUAGCGGCAGUCGAGCUUUUCAAUCGUGACUGGAGGUACCACAAAGAAGAGAGGGUGUGGAUCACACGAGCACCGGGAAUGGAACCUGUGAUGAAGGCCAACACCUAUGAAAGGGGGACGUACUACUUCUUUGACUGUCUUAACUGGAGAAAAGUAGCCAAGGAAUUUCACCUAGAGUACGACAAACUUGAAGAGCGGCCACUCGUCCCGUCGACGUUCAACUACAACCCGGCCCAGCAAGCCUUCUGAGAGACUCUCCCCUAAUGAAGAGAGGUUUGUCUCGACUUGGCACCGAAUGAAUCUACGGGUAUAGGUGCCAGCGUAUUUUUAUUUUUUUUUGUUAUUUUAUUUCUUUUUAUUUAAAAUUUGAUUCUAUUACAAAUUUGAUACUACUACAAUCUGAAAAAAUACAGUCUCGUGAGCUGUGCUGUUCAGAGUCGGGUUGCUACAGUACCUCCACAAUGCUGUUCGUCCCCUUUUAUUUUAUUUUUUUUUUUAAUUCCUGCCCUUCAAGCGCACAUUGAAACAGAACGACGGAUAAAAAUCAAACGCAUUAUGGUGUAACGCCUAGAAGAGAUUGCUAUGUUUAUUUGUUAGAAAACUAAUGAAAAAAAAAAAUGAUCACAGCUUAUGUCCAUAUUUUAUUAUUGACCUACUGUCUUAAAAGAAUUUUAAUUUCCAUUGUUUGUAUUCAAAACUUCAAUAUAACCACUGCCUUUGAUUUCCCUGCCCCGUUAUUAAACGUCGAAAUACUUUGAGAAGAAAUCCUUGCAAAUCUGAUUCAGGUUUUCUGAUUGGUCAAGAAUUCACUCUGAACAAUGAAAACACUGUCUGGUCUUUGUUACGAUUUUGUAAUAAGAGUGUAUUUUUUUUGGAAAUCAGGUGAAGAUUCAUAUGUAUGUAUGUACAUAUUAUAAGUUUGAAAAAAAAAAUUGCUGCCGUGUUGUACCUCAUUUUUAAGAGGUUCGCAUGGAUGCAGUAUGUUUAAGGGGGGGGAACUUUGCUGGAGCUGCUAGGCUUGGGGACCAUACACUGGCAUCCUGAGAAUCAAGGACAUCCAUAGCCUUAUGACCGAGGGGAGGAGAAAUAAUUACAAUAAGACUGUGGCACUUCACCAGCUGUUUUCAACAAAGGGAAACCCAAUAAAAAAAGAAUUAUAGUUAC
Messenger RNA from Tachysurus vachellii, 2589 nucleotides. RefSeq names its product CCR4-NOT transcription complex subunit 2-like. Gene Ontology annotation, cellular component: CCR4-NOT core complex; P-body. Gene Ontology annotation, biological process: regulation of DNA-templated transcription; nuclear-transcribed mRNA poly(A) tail shortening; regulation of stem cell population maintenance. The record is from RefSeq and is a predicted model, not a curated record. NCBI's taxonomy places the organism in Eukaryota, Metazoa, Chordata, Actinopteri, Siluriformes, Bagridae. The transcript is spliced from 15 exons. The coding region runs from base 115 to 1674 and encodes 519 amino acids.